GUACAUUUAAGUGUGAUAGGAUACGGUUUAACCAUGAGGACUUAUUUAACGUAAAGCAUAAACUGGAAAAAGGAGCAUACAUUGAAUAUUAUUGUGAUGUCCAGGAUUCUAAUCAUGAAUAUUCUGAACAAAAACCUUUUGAGCAGUUGUAUGCUUGGGUCAAAAGCACGUCCAGUUAAUAGGGCGAAUGCAGUUGGAUCAAACUUCAACAUACUAAAUGGAGGCACAGGCUUCUUGACAAACUCUUUGAACAUUUCUGCACUGACGUGUGUUGUGCAUAGAUGUGUUGCAGUACAAUCGAGUGGCAACAUAUCCUGUGGGUCAGGAGCUCAACCUAGAGUCACUGGCCAAAGAGAUUGUCAGUCAAGACACUUACAGGAUUGUGGACAUGCCAACAGAUUUGCAAGGAAAUCUUCAAGAUGUUAUUAUGACAACUGCAAAGUACAAGUUUGAAGGCCAAAUAAGAGAUGCUUUUUUCUUCAGAGAUGGAACAGUUUCUUUAUGGACAAUGUCAGAAUCUGAGAAGGAUGACGUUCUGCAGCUGGUGCGAAGACAUUGCAUCCAUCCAUACAACCCAGUACUGACAGAACAAGAGAGUGAGAUCAUACCUGUACAGAAUGACAUGGCCUCUAAACUUGUGCGGGGUAUAAUCCACAUUCGGAGCUUACCUGGAGACGGGAAGUAUGAAGAGAUCACCAUGAUGGAGAAGUUUGCCUUCUCUAAUGCCAUGGCCCAGUCAGUGACUUUGGCAAUCAACGAGAACAAGUUGGAGAAGUUUAUUGAUCAGUUGGAAUCAGAAACGCAGCUACUUCGUGAUGGACAGCCAUCCCAGUUGAAGAGGCGUGAUAUCAACAUGAAGUUAGGAGAAGUAUUCUUACACAGGCAUGAGAUCAACUUGGAGUCAGGUUUCCUGGAUGUGCCAGAUGUCUACUGGGAGCGGGAUGACUUGGAGCAGCUGUACAGGAGUACAUUUAGUGAUCUGAAUGUUUCCAAACGUAUACAGGUGUACAAUGCUCGCCUGAACUACUGUUCAGAGAUCCUGCAGCUGCUUAGCAACCAGCUCAAUGACAAGCACCAUGUGAGGCUGGAGUGGAUCAUCAUUAUCCUCAUCUUAAUUGAGGUUUUGUUUGAAUGCCUGCACUAUGCUGAAAGGUUUGGCUGGAUUCCUGUACCAAGCCAGGUCUCUGACCCAAGACCUCUGGUGCUGAGCUCUAACAGACGAGUACCAGCAGAAUCCUCAUCUGACAGUCUGGUACCCAGCGUAAAGUCAGAUUAAUAGGUUUCAACUGUAUAUAUUACACCCAACCAACUAUUGAACAGCAAUUGUAUUUAGCUUGUGUAUGCCUCUUUAAGAAGUGUUUGAUGUAAGCUUUACUUGAAUGUUCAUUUUCAUGAUGUUUUUUACAUUCUAUAUCGUUUGUUGUGGUGCAUCUGAAUCAAUAUUUGGUGAUGUUUUUGAUGCUAGUUCAAGAGUUUUUUUAACAAGUUGUAAAACAUGAGGGAGUUAUCAACUUUUUAUUUGUUAUUUACGGAAAAAGGGCUCUCUGAAAAAAGUUAAAACGUUGUGAUAACUUAUUUGUACAAAUGUUGGGUUUUGAGUCCAGCAUGCAUAAUGUAUAUUAGCGAAUACGACUUAAGAAGGGAACUAUAAUAAUUUGUAAAUAUUUUAAUGUUUUGUAAGCCCUGUAGUUUAUUCUUUUCAGUAACCAAAGUAUAUGUGUCAGUUAUUUUAGCUCCACUAUUCACAGAAUUGUCUGAGCAUGACUACUUACCCAUUUUAAACACUUUACAACAUCUCAAUGUCACUGUUUCUCCCACAGUUAUUCAACUUGCCACACAUAUGAUAGCACAUUAUGUGAGGUCACUGACAAAGUUCUACAAGUGCAUAUACGCCCCAUUUUUAUGUCCCCCACCACUAUAGUGGGGGACAUAUUGUUUUUGCCCUGUCUGUUGGUUGGUUUGUUCGUUGGUUUGUGUGUUUGUUUGUGCAAACUUUAACAUUUGCAAUAACUUUGCAAUAUUUAAGAUAGCAACUUCAUAUUUGGCAUGCAUGUGUAUCUCAUAGAGCUGCAUUUUUGAGAGGUGAAAGGUCAAGGUCAUCCUUCAAGGUCAAAGGUCAAAUAUAUGAGUCAAAAUCGCUUAUUUAAUGUACACAUUUGCAGUAUUGAAGAUAGCAACUUGAUAUUUGGCAUGCAUGUGUAUCUCAUGGAGCUGCACAUUGUGAGUGGUGAAAGGUCAAGGUCAUCAUUCAAGGUCAAAGGUCAAAUAUAUAGGGACAUAGUGUUUCACAAACACAUUGCUUGUUAUCCCACGCCAUAGGCGGAGGGAUAUUGUUUUGACGUUGUCCGUCCGUCCGUCUAGCACUUUUGUGUCCGGAGCCAUAUCUUGGAAGUGCUUUGGCAGAUUUCAAUGAAACUUUUUUUUUUUUAACAUACAUCUCAAUUACAUCAUGAUUCUACAUAUUAACAAAUAUAACAUAGUUCAUCGGUUACAUAUAUACUUGAGUAUUAUUUACAUUCACUAUUAAUGCACACAUAAGUUAUUCAGGUUACUAACAACAAUAAUAUGUUAACAUCCAUGUUUUUAUGCUUCAUAUCCUUACCAGAAAAUAAAUUGUUGAGAUGAUGCUAUAAAUUUUUGUUGAGAUUGAAAAAGGGGAGAAGAUUAGUUAAUUAAGGAAUGGGAAAAUAAUUUAGAAAAAAAAUCAAAAGACACGCUAUGUUUGUGACUUUAGCGGAAAAACACACUGAAUUUCUGUGUGCUUAAAAUACGCACUUACUUGUUUUUGACGAUUAUCUUAAAAGAAGAAAAGGGAAAGGAGACAGGAAUAAACAAAACUAAAACAGAAGUAUCAUAAGAAAAAAAAAGGCUAUAGGCAAGAUUCUUUAAGGAGUUAAUACAAAAUUGUACCAUUUUUUAUUGUGUUGAUCAAGUUUAUCUUUUCUAAAGGCAAUUUGCUUCUCUAAUUUUCGAUCUUAGAGCGUUUUUGAAAAACUCGAAGUUUGGCUUUUCCGUUCUUGAUUUAGAACUGAAUAUGUAAGAAUUCAUCAGAAUUAUUAUAUAAUUUAUUACUUGAUUAUUUGAGCCUCUUUUUGUGGUACCAAAUAAAAUAUCAUUUACAUUUAGAUCAAUUUGUAAUUGUUUGCUGAUUAAGAACAAUGUUAGCUCCCUCCAUAUGUGUUGUACAGAAUUACAUUCAUAUACAACAUGUAUAAUUGUUUCCUUAAAACUUGAGGAAAAGCUGCAGAGACUUGAAGCUACUAAUUUUAAUUUAUACAAAUAUGCAUUAGUGGGUAAUAUGAAAUGAAGGAUCUUGUAUUGGAAAUUGCGUAAAUUAUUAUCGAUGGUGGCUUUAAAUGGCUUUUAAUGGUGUCAAAUAAGCAUGUUUCCAGUCAAUGCUAUGUUCAUAUGAGGACAUUAUUUGUUCCCAUUUACUUUCUUGUUUGGAUUUAUUUUCAUCUAAAGUUUGUUGUAGAUAAUACAAGUAUUUACACACUUUUUAGUUGUUUGUACAUUUUGUAGUAAUGUGUUAUUAUUAAAGUUGACAGAUUCCAUUUCAGAUAGUUUUUGUUUGUAAGCUAUUGGGAUACUUUGGAUGAGUGUGCAAUAUUUAAGAAAAUCUGUUGAGGGUAAUUCAUAAAAGUUUUUAAAUGCUUCAAAUGUAUAAUAGUUUUUUGACCUAAAGUCAUAUAUGUGUUCUAAAAACUUUAUUCCCUUAUUACACCAGUUAAGGUAAAAAAGGUAUUUUGGUUAUUUUCUAUUGUUGAGUUAUUCCAUAUAAUCGUUUUGUUUACAUGCCUUGCUUUUUCAGUUGAUUUAAUCGUGUUCCAAGACAAAAUAACAUCUCUGAGGAAUACAUUUUUAAAGUUUGAAACAAUAUGAUUGUCAUUAAGUGAACAUUCAAAUACAAGAUUUUCGCCAUAUUUAUCGAGUUCGUUUUGAUAGAAAAUUUUCCACUGCCCUGUAUUGUUCAUAUAAGUUAAUCUUUUUACCCAACUAGCCUUAUUUGCAUGUAUAAGGGCACUAAUAACAAUGCGUUUCAGCCCUCCCUGUUAUAUUGGUUUAACAAGAGUUGUUCUUUUUAUUUUUUCAGGUUUACAAUUCCACACGAAUUGGAAUAUAGAUGCAUAAAUGUUUUUUAUUAUAUCAUGAUUAGGGGUUGGAAGUGCUGAAAAUGUAUACAUAAUUUUUGGUAGGGCAAAUGUUUUAACCACCGUGACUUUUCCAAGAAGUGUUAAUUUUCUGUGUUGCCACUGUUUUAAACAAUUUUUAAAGGCUUGCAAUUUUGGUUGAAAGUUUUUGUAUAUAUCAAGAUUUUCAUCAUUUGUAAAGUAAAAGCCAAGUGUUUUGGCUUCUUCAGAGGUCCAAGAAAAAUGUUUGUGUUUAUCAAAUUUAAUUUGUGUUUUUUUUAGUGAACCAACGCGCAUUACUAUGGAUAUUUUCGUAUUUAGUUUGAGUCCAGAUAUUUCACUGAAUUCUUGAAUGGUAUCUAUCAGUGCUGAGAACGAAUUGGGUGUUCCAUCUGUCAGAUACGUUGUAUCAUCUGCGAAAAGCGUUUGCUUGAUUUCUUGUUCUUUUAUUUUUAUUCCAUGUAUAUCUGCAUUUUUUUCAAUACAGUUCGACAAUCUUUCUAUGUUUAAUAUAAAAAGUGUUGUUGACAACGAACAGCCUUGUUUUACUCCUCUUUGAAUAGAGAUUGGUUCAGAUAAAUAUCCGUUAUUUAUGAUUAUGGUACUUAUGUCCGUGUAAAAUAAUGUAAUCCAUUGUAUGAGCUCAUUUCCAAAAUUAAAAUGUUUAAGGCUUUUUAACAUGAAAUCAUGAUCUAAACUGUCAAAUGCCUUUUCAUAGUCUGCAAAGAAAAGUAGGCCUGGCUUGUUAUUGUUAUUAAGAUAGUGUAUAGUUUAAAAAAUUGUUCGGACGUUUUUGCCGAUAAAUCUGCCUUUAAUGAAUCCAGUUUGUCUUGAUUCAACAAUAGAUGAAAUAACUUUUUUAUUCUGUUUGCUAUUGUUUUUGUCGCAAUUUUAUAAUCAACGUUUAAUAAACUUAAGGGUCUCCAAUUAUCAAGUGAAUCAAGAUUCUUCCCUGGUUUGGGAAUCAUUGUAAGAAUACAUUGUACUUUGUUUUUGAAGUUGAGUUAAUUGUCCAUUUACAAAGGAAUGGUUUAUAGAAUUAAUAUAAUAAGUUUUGAUAACUUCCCAAAAUACUUUGUAAAAUUCUGCUAACAAACCGUCUGAGCCAGGACUUCUAUUGUUAUCCAUCUCUUUUAAAGCGUUCAAACAUUCAUAUUCUGUGAGCAAGCCGUCACAUGAUUGUUUCUCGCUUGUUUUCUGUGAGUUUUUUAAUAUUUAAAUUAAAGAAAUGUGAAUUAUUAAGAGUAUUUAUAUCAGUGUAUUUUUUCUUGCUAUAAAGGUUUGCGUAAAAGUUCUUUUUGUUCAUUCAAUAUAGAGUUUGUGUCUGUGACUUCAAUGUUGUUUUUUGUUAACUUAUGAAUGGUUUUACUUUCGUAAUGUCUUUUUUCAAGAUUUGCAAAGUAUUUGGUAUUUUUCUCAUUAUGCUCAACGUGUAUAGCUCUUGCUCUUACUAACAUGCCAUUUAUUUUCUCAUCUAUAAUUUUUUCGUAUUCUAUUUUUGUUUCUUUAAUUAAUUUUAGUAUUGUUUCGUCAUUAUGAGUGUCCUUAUUUAAUUUGUUCUCUAGUGAAUCUAAUUUGUAAAUAAGAUUUUGUUCUUUUUCCUGGUUUUGUUUUUUUGUCAUUGAAGAGAAUUUUAUACUUAUGUUUCUUACAGUUCCUUUUA
Dreissena polymorpha is the source of this 5793-nucleotide messenger RNA. Its product is annotated as required for meiotic nuclear division protein 1 homolog. Gene Ontology annotation, biological process: positive regulation of mitochondrial translation. Lineage: Eukaryota; Metazoa; Mollusca; Bivalvia; Myida; Dreissenidae. The record is from RefSeq and is a predicted model, not a curated record. The transcript is spliced from 12 exons. The coding region runs from base 389 to 1276 and encodes 295 amino acids.